UAUUACCAGACUGCAAAAUGUUUUCGGUUUAGAUCACACACCUGUAAGAGGCGUCAACUACUAAAGACCUACUUGCACAGAUAUUACAGAUUUUUACGUGCGUUACAUAAAGGACUUAAUAUGAAAAAUUUAUCCUCGACAAGAUGUUCUCGAAGGAAAAAGAAAAAAGAAUUUCGAAGAAAAAAGCCGGUAUCAAGUACAAAGUAUCAACCAUUCAAACGCUACAAACAUUUUAGAACAAAGCAACUAAACACAAGUUUCAAACAAAUCAAGUUCAUGAUUGAUGUAAAAGCAGUGAAGGAUGACGAGGUCAGAUUAAAACGAUGUGACGAAAAAUAUUCACAGCUAGAUCUGAUGCACCAAUUUAUUUUACAGAAGUUAGAGAAGAUGGAGAAAUUGGUAGAAAGAGAAGCUGAUCAACAUGCCGCGGAACAGUAGACGGCUAGUGCUAACAAUCUAUUCGAUAGAGAUAUUAUUUGUUAGUUCUGCCACUCGAAGAUCCAUGUAAUAAAUUUUUAAUCAUGAGAAAUUAGUAUAAGUACAGUAAAUGUACGUUAUUCAAAACAGUUCUUACAAAACAGUGAUUUGAGUGACAGUGAAAUUGUUUUAGAUAUAUGUAUAUCCAGUAAAACUAUCUAAAGGCUCAAAGUAAGCAGCACCUGUGCCAUUUGUGGAUACACUGAGAGAGGUUAAGAAAAACAACUUGAUACACAUACUCCGUGACAGUUUUUGUGCGUCGUAUAUUAAAAUUAAACCACACAAGAAACACUAAAACAAUGUCAUCAGGGAUCAGUUUUAAAGUGACUUCCGUAACAUAGGUCAAGUAUUCAGACUUACGGCCUGUUUUUGUCUGCGUCUCUGGCAAGCCUUGUGCUGUGGUUGUGGCCCACCUAUAUUGUUUAAUGCAAAAGCAAAUGAGAUGCUUCAUGGGACUUCAUGUGCGUUUGAUCCUGCUUUAGACACUCUUAUUAAUUGUUUUUUUUGUAACGAGAUCUUUAUCAGAUUACACCGAUUGUUUGAUUUUUUUUAUGUUUUUGUUUUUUUUUUAAUGUGUCCAAUAUCAAUGCCAAUUUUUAAUUACAAAUUGUCAACAUGAUGUUUCAUUAUAAGAUAUAUAUCAGUUUACCUGUAAAUACAUAGGCCACACAUUUUUCAUAUCUAAUGAAAUGCAAAUAGUUUGCAACGGAAUAAACACGAUUAAAACGAAUUGUUCAUGGCUUAAUUGAAUUGAUGUUUUUCUAGCA
Messenger RNA from Magallana angulata, 1244 nucleotides. RefSeq lists its product as uncharacterized. The transcript is spliced from 5 exons. The record is from RefSeq and is a predicted model, not a curated record. NCBI's taxonomy places the organism in Eukaryota, Metazoa, Mollusca, Bivalvia, Ostreida, Ostreidae. Bases 121 to 438 code for a protein of 105 amino acids.